Aphis gossypii (cotton aphid) is the source of this 3555-nucleotide messenger RNA. RefSeq names its product AT-rich interactive domain-containing protein 1B-like. The coding region runs from base 578 to 2149 and encodes 523 amino acids. Gene Ontology annotation, cellular component: extracellular matrix. The transcript is spliced from 3 exons. NCBI's taxonomy places the organism in Eukaryota, Metazoa, Arthropoda, Insecta, Hemiptera, Aphididae. The record is from RefSeq and is a predicted model, not a curated record.
UUUGGUAUAUCAUAUCCAAGUGGAAAUCUAGGGUAUUUAUAACAAUGUCAGAAGACGUAACUGGAUAAUAAUAGAAUAUCACAUACACACGCGUGCUCCCUACCUAUAAAUCCAACUGCUAUUUUUUAUUAUUAUUAUUCUUUCGGUUAUUAUGUCAUGGUUUGCGUCUGGUGGCAGAGAAAAACGUUACUAACAGUGAAAAAUGGAGGGAAACUAAGGCGAUACAUAAUUAACGGUCUCGAGCCAGUGUCCGUCAUAGACCACGCUACCAUCAUACCGGGAAAUUGUAGUUGUUUAUUGGAUAAAGUACAGAGUUACAUUGCCAUUAUCAUUACCGUUGUUAUUAUUAUACUUGUUAUUUUUAUUAUUAUUAUUAUUAUUUAUUAGAAUAUUAUCGUUGUGGUCGGUGUUCUUACUAUCAUUGUCAGUCUCCUCGGCCAGUUCGUUCAACGACUAGAAAAUUCGAACAGUGGGCCGUUAGCUGUUUACUAUAAACUGAACUUCUAGAGAUACACUGAAAUAUUAAAAUACCAAGGAAUUUUGAAAAAAAAAACAUUGAUCGGUCUACUCGCAAGACAUGAACUCCGCACUACUAAGCCGGGCGUUCAGAAUAUUAAUUUUUGCGUCAUGGGCCCAGAGAGUUGUCUGGUGUCAAUAUUACGGUGAGCAGAUAGGGGAUGGCCGUGGUCAUAACGAAGAACAUCACGAAGAUCAUCACGUGAAGCCGUUGUACAAGUAUGGGUAUUGGGUGCACGAUCCCAAAACCAAGGAUGUCAAGAGCCACUGGGAACACCGGGACGGAGACACGGUGCACGGUUCGUACUCGUUUCUUCAACCGGACGGACACAUGAGAGUGGUCGAGUACACGGCCGACAAACAUAACGGAUUCAACGCUCACGUCAAGUACAUGUACGAGGGGCACGGAGAGGGAAGCGACGGAGGAGGCGGAGAUGGCGGUGGAUUCGGGGGUAUUGGCGGCGGCGGUGGCGGAUUCGGAGGCGGCGGUGGUGGAUUCGGAGGAGGCGGCGGCGGCGGCGGUGGAUUCGGCGGCUUCGAUCACCAUUUAGAGGACGCGUCGGGAAAACAGUCGGCACACAUCGGCGGGGGUAAAGGCGCCGGGCCGAGCAGCCGACCGAAGCAGCCGUUGCACAAGUUCUACAAGAAACCGCGGACGGAAAAACAGGGCGGCCAACCGGGCCAGUACAAGAAGCCACAUCAGUUCGACGGCCGUCCGAAACCUAUCGGCGGCUACAAGAAACAGCGGCUGUCGCCGGGAGCGGAACAGUCGGCCGAACACCACAUCGGAGGCAGGCCCAACGGCCAUUUCGAUCAGUUGCCCAAGUUCGGAGCGGCGCCCGGACACCAUCACGGUCACGCCAAUCCGCCGGGCGGCAGCAGCGUCGGUAACCCCGACCGUUAUCUCGCGAAUCAACAGCUGCUGGUCCCGGGCGGCGGAAGUCCCGAACGUUAUCAGUCGAACCACUUGGGCGGCGGCACCGGUCCGUUCGUGUACUUGGCCGAAGACCAGGGCGCCGAACAACCGGCCGCCGACCACUUUUCCCGGAAGUACGCGUCGCCGGCUGUGGCGUCCGACAAGUCCGCCUACCUGACCGGCAUCCAACACCUUUCGUCCGAACACGACGUGGUGGUGCACCGCCGUCAACCGGACGUAGCGCCCGCCGCGUCGACGGAACACCAGCACCACAGGAGUUCGUCCGAGGAACGGCAGCAACAGGUGCCGGGUUCGGAGCUGGAGCCUCCCCGACCGGAGCAGGAAGACGGAUUUUCCGGGAGGUCUCGUGACGACGCGAGCGCGCCGGCGCAGUACGACGACAACGACGACGACCGUUCUCGGGAACGGGACGACGGAGGAGACUACCGGGAAGAUCACGCGGCCGACUCCGCCGACGAAACGCCGGCAACGACAAUGGUACAAAAUAAGCAACCGUUACGGGAAUACCGUUUCGAGGAGCCGCCCUAUCCGUUCGAAAUCCCCGAAAACGUGCGAAUCUCCAGCAAAUACCACAAGAGACACUCGUCACAGCCGUCUCCCGCGGCAGUUGACUGGCACCAGCCGUACCAGUCUGCGUCGUCGUACUUUCCCAGCUGGUACCGGGGCAGCGGCAACCUGCAGAAACACUACCAUUAAGGGGGAGUUACUGGUUUUUUGGCCGAGUUCUGUUAACCCCAAAACGACUAUUUACCAGCAGUAUUAGUAUUAUAGGUACAUUAUAAUAUCAUAGUUGCGAUUUGUUGUUAUUUUUAUUAUUGUUAAAUCGUUUUAGUUUACACUGUAUAAUUCAAUACGUCCAUAUUGGCAACUCCGUAAGUAUAUAAAGUAUAAUAAUUGCUUUUAUAACUUUUUGUCGUACAUGUAUUUAGUUACGGUCUAAUACGACAAUGUAUAUCGUCUUCGUCAUUGGCGUUUAACUAUAGAUCAGGAUAAACCUGCACAGUUACCAUAUUUAUAUCGUAGUAAAUAUUAUUAUUUGAAGUUUUCCCUAUUAAAACUCUACUGCUGCGACAACAAUAAAGCCAGUCAUUAUCCUGCACCACCAUCAUUAACCGAUGACGUACCUAUCAAAGUUGUAGAAAUACAAUGACAACAGUUGAAGAUCGCGUUACUAUCAUAUAUCGGUACUACAGCAAUCGUGGCAAAAAUAGUUUUUUGCAUCCAUUAAAAUUUUCCGUCAACACACUCGUAUCUUAUUUUAAAAAUUCUAUUAAAAGAAAACGCUCAGCGUUCGUCAUCUACAACUGGCCUAAAGUGUCUAGCCCACUUGAAAAACAUACAGGAACCGGAAAAUCGUUAUACUAUUAUAAACGAAUAUCACUCAAAUAGUAAAAAGCUCGUUUGAAUUGAAAAUUCACGUAACUUGAAUAAAUCAAAAAUAGUUUUCAGACCCAGAAAAACUUUUUAUCGAACCUGCAACUCAAUUUAUAAUAUUUUUAAGCCCUUUUUGACUUAUUACAUUCUUAACAAUGUUAUGUUUGAUCCACGAUAAAUCCUAUUGGUCCGACACGGACGUACCUAAAAAACUUCAAACGAGUAUUUUCUACAGAUAUUUAAAGUGUUGCUUUUUAUUCAUAAAUACCUCUGUAAAAUGUUUAUUGUAUCAAUGUCUUGCAAAUAUCUUGAGUUAAAAAUAUUUCAAUUUUUGCUUACUGUCUUAUUAUGAAUUAUGAUAAUGUUUAAGUAUUUUUAAAUUUGUUUUUCUAAAUCAUCGUGUUGUUUAACUGUACAUAAUUUCUUAAUAAAUUUGAUAAAAAUUACAACCCUUACAUAUUACUAUUACUAUAGAUAUAAUAAAUAAAAUAUUAGGUACAAAGUAACUAUUCGGGUACCUUUUUAACUUGAUAAUUAGAUUGUUAACUAUAAUAUUAUGUAAGUUUGUUAAAGUGUUAUAGUAUGUAUAUUGUGUAUUAUACUAUUGUGUUAGUUAUUCCUACUAAAAUAAAAAAUAUAUUAUACAUUUAGUUAUCAUUAUUUACAUCAUUUAUAAAAUAAUUCAAACAAAUAUGUUAAGAUAUAAAAUGUUAAAUGAAUCAGACAUU